Molecule: messenger RNA, 2913 nt
Organism: Culex pipiens pallens (northern house mosquito)
Lineage: Eukaryota; Metazoa; Arthropoda; Insecta; Diptera; Culicidae
Gene: fbl
Product: pantothenate kinase 3
Exons: 6
Coding region: 1-1773 (590 amino acids)
Biological process (GO): coenzyme A biosynthetic process
Cellular component (GO): nucleus; cytosol
Molecular function (GO): ATP binding; pantothenate kinase activity
Source: RefSeq, a predicted model, not a curated record
AUGUCGGUGGCGCUAUUCGCCGUGAUCGAGAAGCGCUUCCGUGCGCGCCCACCUCCUCCGGUAUGCCUUCCGACGCCGCCGGCCACUCCACCCUCGUCGGACACUGGUGGCGCCCUCUGUAGUGACGUCAGCUCCAACAGCUCGAACGGCACCAACAACUCGCGGUGCACGUACGCCACGUACCGGUACUACCGGCGAACCGCCGCCGAUCAGCAGAAGCAUCAGAAGCGUCACCGCAUGUCCUCGUCCAGUCCGAAAACGCCAGGAACAGGAACAGGGACGAAACCGUACCGGGAGUUCCGGAUCAUGGCGUCCAGCUCACCGUCGGCGUCCUCCUCGACCUCGUCCAUCUCGUCGAGCGUGGUCCCUGGUGGAGCGGCGUUGACCUCGGUUCGGCUUCAGCGCCGGCGCCGGAAGAAGAAGCGCGUGCUGCAACCGGCGGCCAAGGUCGAACCGGAAGUGGCCGGGGGAAGCUCCCGGGGGUCGAAGAAGGUCACGAGGAAUGUAGCACGGGAAGAGGAGGAGGAGGAGGACGAGCGGGAUACAACGAACGAUGAGGACGGUUCCGACGAUGAGGACGAGGACUUCGAGUUUGACGAGACUGAUCAGUGUCGCCGGUUGGCGGCCGCCAGCAACGGGAAUGGAGCGGAGGAACCGAUAUCGAUGCCAUGGUUCGGCAUGGACAUCGGGGGCACCCUCACGAAGCUGGUGUACUUCGAGCCGAAGGACAUCACGCCGGGCGAGCUGGACCAGGAGGCGCGCAUCCUGCGCAACAUCCGGCGCUAUCUGACGAAGCACUCGGCCUACGGCGAUACCGGCCACCGCGACACCCACCUGCAGAUGGACGACGUGGAGAUCCGGGGCCGGCGGGGGUCGCUGCACUUUAUUCGCUUUCCGACGGCCGAGAUGGACAAGUUUCUGGCGCUGGCCAAGCGGAAAGGGAUGGCCCAGCUGGUGACGACGGUGUGCGCCACGGGCGGGGGUGCGUUCAAGUUCGAGGACAACUUUCGGCACGAGGUCAACAUGAAGCUGGCCAAGUUCGACGAGCUGGACGCGCUCAUCAAGGGAAUUCUGUUCACCGAGACGCACAACUCGUGUGAGUGCUACUACUGGGAGAAUGCUAGUGAUAUUAGUUUAAGUACAAAGAAAAAGUUUGACUUUAGUCAACCGUACCCGUUCAUCCUGGUGAACGUGGGCUCGGGAGUGUCGGUGCUGGCCGUGCGCGGUCCGGACAACUACAAGCGCAUUUCCGGCACGAGUUUGGGCGGCGGAACCUUCCUGGGGCUGUGCUGUCUGCUGACGGGGUGCGAAACGUUCGAGGAGGCCAUCCAGCUGGCCACCCGCGGGGACCACAAGCGGGUCGACAAGCUGGUGAAGGACAUCUACGGUGGGGACUACGAGCGGUUCGGGCUGCCGGGGGAUCUGGUUGCGUCGAGCUUUGGCCAAAUGAACCUGUUGGAGCGGAGGGCAAGCGUAUCGCGGGAAGAUCUGGCGAAUGCCACGCUCGUUACGAUCACGAACAAUAUCGGUUCGAUUGCGCGGAUGUGCGCUAGCAACGAGAAAAUCGAUCGGGUGGUCUUCGUGGGAAACUUCCUGCGCGUGAAUCCCAUCUCGAUGAAGCUGCUCGCGUACGCAAUGGACUACUGGUCCAAGGGCACGCUGAAGGCGCUGUUCCUCGAGCACGAGGGCUACUUCGGUGCGGUGGGCUGCCUGCUGCAGUUCAACGGCGAACUCAACACCCAUCUCCACAACGAGGGCGAACUGCUGCCUUAAACGGUUGGAUUGUGGUUUCAGUUAGGCACGUGAGGGUUUGUUUCUGGUUUUGUAUUUGUUUUCUUGAUUGCACACAAAACGAUGCACACAAACACACAUACACAAACAGGCACGCAUAAAUUUACGAGUUAAUAUGCUAGAAAUCAAGUGAAAAUUAUAUACAACUUAUUAAAACAAAAAAGAAUAACAAAUCACAUUCGGUAGCGUGUAAGGCAAGCAACUUGCAGGAAAGAAUCCUUACUAGGGUAAUGCAAUUGAACAGAACUGUGCGUUGAGAGAGAAAGAUGAGAGAGUGCUAGAGAAUGUUAUAUCAUGAAUGUGAAGUUAAACAUAUUCAAAUGUGAAUCAAAAAUGGUCCAGACAAAUUUUGGUCGUUUUUUCCCCUCUUUACUUCUGCUAGGCUAUUUAUAGUAAGAUAGUGUCGUUUUUAUGUUUAAAACCUACUUUUUAAAAUAAAUCAAACUGUUUCGGUUUUCGAAAUCGAUUUAUUUGUUUCUUUUUUAGAUAGUGCUAGUAGCGUUGGCAACAGGGAAAUCGUAGAGCCGUGAGAGAUAGCUGGUUUUGUUUCAAACUUUAUCAAAUUUCCACUAGCGUUAGAAGUGCGUAUGUUAACAUUCUAAAAAUAUAUAAGUGACAAAUUUUCAAAUCCCCUUGAGUAAGACAAAUUGUGAAAUAAUUAUUUAUCUGAUCUUUAUCGUUUACUGUUCUUUUUUUUUUUUUGUUGCGGUGUAGGAUAAACUAUCAGUUACUGUUACCAAAAUAUACCCUACGACACUAAAUACAAUCAAACUGAAUUGAAGGCAACUUAUCCCAAGAGCAAACAAAACAAAAACACACAAAUCUUGACCUAUCCAAAGCUAUCAAUAAAUAUCAUGCAUUUUGAAUUUAAAACAGCUUUGAAUAUCGCUUUUCUGGGAUUUUGCUUUGCGAGAAUUCAAUUCGCGUUGAUUCAUCAUACACACAGACACAAAUACAAGCACGUUCAGAUUUUGCGGUGAGGCCGUUGUACAAACUUUAAUUUUUCGCAAUAGACAUGAAUUGUAGAGAAGAGGUUUGUUUGUGCGCAUUCUUUGCAUUUUUAAUUUCAACCAGCGAAAAAAAACUUUUGGAAAAUAUAUUAAAUGCAUAUUAUGGUAUAAA